Messenger RNA from Acaulospora morrowiae, 780 nucleotides. The record is from the annotation of a GenBank genome assembly. NCBI's taxonomy places the organism in Eukaryota, Fungi, Glomeromycota, Glomeromycetes, Diversisporales, Acaulosporaceae.
AUGUCAAACUCUAAGAAUAUUUAUGAGUAUUUGGACCUUGACAAUUUGGACAUGAACCGCGCUUACAGUCUUGAAGAGUUUGAAAUCAUCAGCGACCAGCUUAAGUAUCGCACGUUAAUAAUCGACGACGAACCCAUCCAUCACUUUGAGCUGGACAAAUCUGGAAAACUCAUUCCAAUGCCACCAACCGUGUUUCGCAAAGAAUAUGCUGUCGCUAAGAUCGUAGCACAAUUAGAAAACUGGAACAAGGAGUCUCGGCAGAAGGGGGUAGUGACUUCCUCACAAGGUUUUAAACUUGAAAGUGGUGAAGUUGUAGCACCGGACGUCGCUUAUACACCAAGAGAUACUUGUCACGGACUAGAUGAUAGCCAACUUGACUCAUUUCAAGGUGAACCCUUCAGUCCUACCGUUGUUGUGGAGGUCGAAGACUUUGAAAAUAUUCAUGGAACGAAGUUUAAUAAAGUGGAUCUCAAGUUCAAGAACGUUUACUUUGCACCGAAAACGUCUGUUCAGCUCGGUUGGCUAAUAGACCCUAAGUAUGAACAUAUUUGGAUUUAUAGGCGUGAUGCUCGUCGCGUUAAAAAGCGCACCUGGAGCGAUCUGGAUGGAGAGGAGUAUUUGCCAGGCUUUACUCUUGAGGUGGCUGAGCUUGAAUGGCAGGACCCGGGAUCACUGGAAGCGUCAGAUGAAGAGGAAGAGUUGGAAUAUUCUUAUUCCGAGUGCGAUCAAAGUUUUGAUAGUAAACACCUUUUGAUGAAGCAUUUGAGGAGAGAUCACUAA